Musa acuminata subsp. malaccensis (wild Malaysian banana) is the source of this 798-nucleotide messenger RNA. Lineage: Eukaryota; Viridiplantae; Streptophyta; Magnoliopsida; Zingiberales; Musaceae. The record is from RefSeq and is a predicted model, not a curated record.
AAUAGAUAGGUCUUAUUAAAAAAAUAUUAAAGGCGAUUCUUGGGCGGUGGGGGAUUGCCAAAAGUAAUGCACGUAAACAAGUCACAAAAAGACUUGAUCACAAUGGAGAACACUACAACGGCACUUCAGGGUUUAGAGGUCGGAGAUACCGUCGCCUUGUACGUCUGCGGUGAUGCCGCCUGGGAGAUCCGCUGCGGUCCGCUCCAAAACCCUCUUGCCGCACUCCUCGCUGCCGCACAGAACGUCCCCUCUCGCCUGGAGGUCGGUCUCAUCGGCAUCCGCAACUGUUGAGUCGCUGAUGCAACUUCACAGCGCCAUCGCCUCUGUUCGUUUCAGAUCAUUUAUAGCUGUUGAUUCCUCUUCUUGGAGCUGGCUGUCUCAAGAUAAUGGUUUCAUCUCGAAGCUUCAAAACCUGAUCUUGUUGGACAAGGGCCAUGGUUUCACCUCUAAUGCUUGCAUUUGAAGCUGAAGAAACUCGAAACUCUGUUAAUGAAAUUAUUUGGUGAGGCAUUUGGAUUGGAUCAAAAGAAGAUAAAAGUUGAACAUGGCCUUCCAAAAGUUCAAAAGAGAAAAAAAAUCAAGGACAACUGGUAUGCAAACAUGGAUAAAUGAUCCAGAAUGGACCUCCACCACUCAAGUGUGUGAGAUAUGAAUUGAUUAGACUGAGCACUCAUGCAUCCUGGCAGGAUAAAGAAAAAGGCGUGUCUGAGGCCAUCAUUAGCAGCAAAAACGGCAGACAAGGUCCUUGAUUCCAGAUAACUUAUUUUAGCUGGGAAUAUUAUAUGAGAGAUACAAAAA